Notechis scutatus (mainland tiger snake) is the source of this 1372-nucleotide messenger RNA. RefSeq names its product abhydrolase domain containing 13 (gene ABHD13). Lineage: Eukaryota; Metazoa; Chordata; Lepidosauria; Squamata; Elapidae. Gene Ontology annotation, cellular component: membrane. Gene Ontology annotation, molecular function: palmitoyl-(protein) hydrolase activity. The record is from RefSeq and is a predicted model, not a curated record.
GGAAGCACUUGUGACGUGAUCGAUUCGGUUUCCCGGAAGUGACUGCUGAGCCAGUCGAGCCUGGUCCAAGAGGAGGAAGGAUGGGGUGCAGAGUAUCCCGUCCUGGCCAGCGAUGAGCUCCAUUUCUAAAUCCUGUGGGAAUUCUUUGUUAUAAAACAGUUCCUGAUCUAAAGUUGAAAAGAGAUGGCUUAUGUAAGAGACAUUUUCUUCACGAAGUUGAUCGUUAGGAUUCAUGUGGACUAGAGAUUCAUUGGCUACUAUAAUGGAAAAAUCAUGGAUGCUUUGGACUUCCAUUGAAAAAUGGCUGCUUGCUUUGGUGUCAUGGUCCUGGGGUGUCUGCCGUAUUUCUCUCUUACCUUUGAUAGUGACUUUUCAUUUGUAUGGUGGCCUGAUUUUACCUCUGUUAAUAUUUGUAUCUAUCACAGGUAUAUUAUAUAAAUUCCAGGAUGUGUUGCUUUAUUUCCCUGAGCAACCCUCUUCAUCACGACUCUAUGUUCCCAUGCCUACUGGCAUCCCACAUGAGAAUAUCUUUAUCAAAACCAAAGAUGGUGUGUUGCUCAACCUCAUUCUUCUCAGAUUCACAGGUGAUAAUUCCUCAUAUUCUCCUACUAUCAUUUAUUUUCAUGGGAAUGCAGGCAACAUUGGGCAUCGACUACCAAAUGCUUUAUUGAUGCUGGUAAACCUGAAAGUAAAUUUAUUAUUGGUUGACUAUAGAGGCUAUGGGAAGAGUGAAGGAGAAGCAAGUGAGGAUGGCAUCUAUUUAGAUUCUGAGGCUGUUCUAGACUAUGUGAUGACUAGAUCAGAUCUGGACAAGACAAAAAUUUUUCUUUUUGGUCGUUCAUUGGGGGGAGCAGUAGCUAUUCACUUGGCCUCUGAAAAUUCUCAUAGGAUUUCUGCCAUCUUGGUGGAGAAUACAUUCCUUAGUAUCCCACAUAUGGCCAGCACUCUGUUUUCUUUCUUCCCUAUGAGGUACCUUCCUUUAUGGUGCUAUAAGAACAAGUUCCUAUCUUAUAGAAAAAUAUCUCAGUGCAGGAUGCCUUCACUGUUCAUUUCUGGACUUGCUGACCAAUUGAUUCCUCCAGUUAUGAUGAAGCAACUUUAUGAACUUUCCCCUGCUCGGACUAAAAGAUUGGCAAUAUUUCCAGAUGGAACUCAUAAUGACACUUGGCAGUGCCAAGGCUACUUUACUGCACUCGAACAGUUUAUCAAAGAAGUUAUAAGCCAUUCCCCUGAAGAAAUGGCAAAAAUGACAUCUAAUGUAACAAUAAUAUAAUUGUAAUUCCACUCUGUCUUUCUGAUACAACUGCAUUGUACCUGGAUUUGUGGGAAGUGAUCAUUAAUUGCCAUUUUUAAAACGUGUAUUCUGUCUGUA